UCGGCACCAGAGCACUACGAUCAAGAAGCACUACCGGGACUCCUAUCGCGUGAUGGGCGGGUUCGAGCAGCGUCCCUGGACUCCGACGAAGCGGCGCGGUCCGAUCGCGGCGGAACACCGUGGCCCGGGGCCCCAGUACCUUCUACCACAGCUACUCGGUACGAAAGUGGUCGACUCGAAAAGGCAAGCCGCGCCCGCCUACAGCUUCGGACAGCGGCACAAACCGCGCACGGAAUCGUUCAGCCCGGGCCCGCUGUACAACAUCACCGGGCUGGGCUGCAAGGGCAAGGAUGCACCGCCAGCCUACUGCCUCCAGAGCCGGCCGAAGGAGAUCCCGAAGUACCUGACGCCCGCGCCGGGCGAGUACAACAUCGAGAAGGCCGACAAGAUGCUGGUAAAGUCGGCCCCGAAGUACACGUUCGGCGUGAAGAAGCCACCUAACCCGACCAGCCAGACGCCAGCUCCCGGGGACUAUAAGCCGGAACGAGUAGUGUUAGAUAGUGCGCCCAAGUUCUCGUUCGGAAUCAAGACCGAGAGCAAGAUACGGAGUGAAACGCCUGCGCCCGGUACGUACUCGCCGGAAAAGGUACUGAAAGACAAAUCGCCAAAGUACAGCUUCGGACUGAAGGUGAUACCGGAGAAGAUUGAAGAAACGCCCGCUCCCGGCGCAUAUCAACCUGAAAAGGCGCUAGCCUUGGACAAGAAGCCGGCGUACAGCUUUGGGCUGAAGACGAUCAUGGAGAAGCCGAACAACACGCCAGCACCGGGAGCGUACGAGCCGGAAAAGGUUAAGCUGAACGCUACGCCGUCGUACAGCUUCGGUAUACGGCCUUCGAUCGAGAAGCCCAACGCAAAUCCUGCACCGGGCGCUUACGAGCCGGAAAAGGCGAAGAAGCUGAUCGAUCACUCACCCGCAUUCGCAUUCGGCAUGCGCAUCAAUCACGAUAAGCCUAGCUGUACGCCUGCGCCCUCGGCGUACCAGGUAGAGAAGGUGAACCUCGAUCAUCAGCCCGCGUACAGCUUCGGCUUGCGCACGAACGUGGCGAAACCGCAGGCGACGCCGGCCCCCGGUGCAUACUCGCCGGAGAAGGCGAACCUGGACGGUACGCCCAAGUACAGCUUCGGCAUCCGCCCGACAAUCGACCGGCCGGACAAUGUCCCCGCGCCGGGUGCGUACUCUCCCGAGAAGGCCAAAGUAGACAGUAGUCCCGCGUACAGCUUCGGAGUGCGUGGCAAGGCGGAGAAACCCAGUGCCAACCCCGGACCGGGAACGUACGAUGCGGACAAAUCGCACGAUUCGUUCGCCCCGGCGUACUCGUUCGGACUGCGGCCGGAAGUAGGCAAACCGGACACUAUUCCCGGACCGGGUGCAUACAAUGCCGACCGGGUCGAUCAUACCACACCGGCGUAUUCGUUUGGUCUGCGGACGAACACGGACAAGAUCGAUCGUGUUCCUGGACCGGGGGCAUACGAUGCGGAUAAGUCCCACGAUACGUUCGCACCGGCGUACUCGUUCGGAGUUAGACCGAACCUGGAUAAACCGAACGCGAUCCCUGGACCGGGGGCGUACGAUGCGGAUAAGUCACAUGACAAGUCCUCUCCGGCCUAUUCAUUCGGGGUAAGGACGAACGUUGGGAAACCGAACGCGGUUCCUGGUCCCGGUGCGUACGACUCCGAUAAGGUGGAUAAGUCCUCGCCGGCAUACUCGUUCGGUGUAAGAACUAAUUUGGAUAAACCGAAUGCAAUCCCCGGACCCGGUGCGUACGAUUCCGACAAGGUGGAUAAGUCCUCGCCGGCAUACUCGUUUGGUGUGAAGUCAAAUUUGGACAAGCCGAACGCAAUUCCCGGCCCGGGUGCGUACGAUGCGGACAAAGCAGUCGACAAGUCAGCUCCAGCGUACUCCUUUGGAGUGAAGCCAAACCUCGACAAACCGAACGCAGUUCCCGGCCCGGGCGCGUACGACGCUGACAAGCUGAUCGACAAAUCAACUCCGGCGUACUCGUUCGGUGUGAAGACGAACGUAGAGAAACCGAGCGUGGUGCCCGGUCCGGGAGCGUACGACUCCGACAAGGUGGUCGAUAAGUCCUCACCGGCGUACUCGUUCGGUGUGAAGACGAACGUGGAGAAACCAAACGCAAUCCCCGGUCCGGGUGCGUACGACUCCGACAAGGUGCUGGAUAAGUCCACACCUGCCUACUCGUUCGGAGUGAAGACAAACGUGGAGAAGCCUAGCACCAUCCCCGGUCCGGGUGCUUACGAUGCGGAUAAAGUGAUCGACAAAACAUCCCCGGCGUACUCGUUCGGUGUGAAGACGAACGUCGAAAAACCCAGUGCCAUACCCGGCCCGGGAGCGUACGAUAACGACAAGGUACACGACUCGACCACCCCGGCGUACACGUUCGGUGCGAAACCAGCUUCGACGAAGUCGUUCCCAACGCCCGCACCAGGCACUUACAGUCCCGAGAAGUACACCUUCCACAAUCCGGCCUACACGUUCGGUGUGCGGCCCAACAUCGACAAGAUCGACGUCAUUCCAGCGCCGGGUGCGUAUAAUCCGGAGACGGUACAGCAACACACCAGCCCUGCGUAUACGUUCGGCGUACGGCCCGUAAUCGAUAAGGUGGACACAACGCCAGCACCUGGCACGUACUCGGUGGAGAAGGUGAAACUGGACCACUCACCGGCGUAUCCGUUCGGUAUCAAAGUGAACCGCGAGAAACCGAACGAAGUUCCAGCGCCCGGUGCGUACAAUCCAGAUAAGGUGAAGCUCGAUCACUCGCCAGCCUAUAGUUUCGGUAUAAAGCACAAAGGUGAAACACUGCGGGAUACACCGGCACCUUCGGCGUACCAGCCGGAAAAGUGCCGCACUGACUGCGCGCCGGCAUACAGCUUCGGCGUGAAGGUAAAUCACGAAACGAUCACACACGAAGGCCCAGUUGUGGUGAACGGUGGCGAGUCGACGGCCGUAUCCACCUCCAGGUCGGUGGUGAUCGCCAACGGAACCGUUGCCAACGCCGCUAGUAACCAUCGCAGCAGUAGCAAUAGCACAACCACAACCAGCACAACCGGUGCGGUACAGAAUGGACGCGAUGGUGAGAGCAGCGUCACGACCAAGACGGUCACCACCACGCACACGACCGGUGGCAUGAAGGUGAUCCGCGAACGGAAGACCACCACCGAGGAGCGUUCUUCGGCAUCGGUCGAAGCGAUCGGCGAAGGGCUGGUGCCGAACUGCAUCGCCGGAGUGAAGCAGCUCGCUAACGUCCAGCAUCAGCGCAUGGUUUGCACCGGACACUUCCGGGCCUAAAAGGGACACGCAGUCUCAAAGGCAUUGGAUGCACACGAUUCCAUUCCUCUUGUUUACUACUGUAGCACGUUUGUCUUUAGGCAUUAGUUUGUAGUUCCGUUGCCUUUGGUGUUGAGUUGGGCUUCUAGUGCCCACUCUCCCACUGUAGUCCUUUGCAGGUUUGCGAAUGCUUUCGUUUGCCGUUUAUGGCCGCUUACUUUCAUUUUUGUUCGCUAGGGCUGAGGCCGUCCGUACCGCAUGAGUAUGUGCCGCCCCGUUCAUCUGUAACUGUUCUGUGUUGAUCUAGUUCUCAAAAAAAAAAGGCUUGCCUUCUGGCCUCAAAAAAGGAAGGCUUUUUGUGCGGGGGAGGUAGUUUGGUCGGUCUAUAAAUAUGC
This is a messenger RNA of Anopheles coustani, 3681 nucleotides long. RefSeq lists its product as uncharacterized. The transcript is spliced from 9 exons. The record is from RefSeq and is a predicted model, not a curated record. NCBI's taxonomy places the organism in Eukaryota, Metazoa, Arthropoda, Insecta, Diptera, Culicidae. Bases 53 to 3307 code for a protein of 1084 amino acids. Gene Ontology annotation, cellular component: cytoskeleton.